This is a messenger RNA of Symbiodinium sp. CCMP2592, 237 nucleotides long. The record is from the annotation of a GenBank genome assembly. Lineage: Eukaryota; Dinophyceae; Suessiales; Symbiodiniaceae.
AUGGCCAAUGUCACCAUCGACCAGCUGAGCCCGGAGCAGAAGGGUGAGCUGGCCUGCACUUACGCUGCGCUGAUCCUCCACGAUGACGGCGCAGAAACGUGGCAGCAACGUUUCGGCGGGAUUUGCGCCGAGUCUAGCGAUUUGGUGAAGUCCAAGUCGUGCCUUGAGGACAUCACGCCCGCCUCCAUGAGCACUUUGAUCAAGGACCAGCAGCAGCUUGAGAUGACUCAAUGUUAG